GGCUAAGUGCGGUCGUUGGUACACUUUUAUUUCACCCGACCGUCAGCGCCAUGGGAACCCGCCUAUGCGCCUCUUUUUUUCCACCCUGAGGCGUGUUCACUGGGACGACAAAAAUACGGCAGACGGUCGCUCGGCGUUCGCUACCAAUCGCACGUUUCCGACAAUGAAGCAUACAAAAGUCUCUCCGCAAACGACGCCAAUCUAAAACAACCACAAAAAUUCGGCGUCGUCAGGGUCCAGCGCGUCGAGAUCAAAUUUUUAGUAGACUACCAGAAGAGGAAACAUCCUGAGCUCGACCGUACUCGAGGAGUUUCAAGGGAUAAGUGACCAGGAAAGGAAAUCGAUAAUUAUUGAAAGGAGGAAUUAAGUUAAUUUAAAAAAAUGUAUACUACGCACAGAGCUUGCAGCGCUCUGUCCAAGCAGAGAUUGACACUUCAGACCUGGAACAUUACAAAGAGAAGUUGUGCGAGCGAUGUCGAGUACAGACCGAUUAGGAGUGUCCUGGUUGCUAAUAGAGGUGAAAUCGCCAUUCGCGUUUUUCGAGCAUGUAACGAGCUUGGAAUUCGAUCCGUGGCUAUUUACUCGGAACAGGAUAAAAUGCAGAUGCACAGACAAAAGGCUGAUGAAGGCUAUGUUGUGGGACGUGGACUGCCACCUGUUCAAGCUUAUCUGAACAUUCCUGAAAUCAUCAGAAUAGCCAAGGAGAAUGACGUGGAUGCCAUUCAUCCUGGUUAUGGAUUUCUUUCUGAGAGAUCAGAUUUCGCCCAGGCCGUUAUAGAUGCUGGGAUCAGAUUUAUUGGUCCAAGUCCUAAGGUUGUACAGCAGAUGGGUGAUAAGGUGGCGGCUAGACAGGCAGCAAUUGGAGCUGAGGUGCCUAUAGUACCUGGUACCGACGGACCUGUUACUUCUUCGGACGAAGCUAUGGAGUUCUGUAUGAAACAUGGACUUCCGGUUAUCUUCAAAGCUGCCUAUGGUGGCGGUGGAAGAGGUAUGAGAGUCGUUAGACAGAUGGAAGAGGUACGUGAGAUGUUUGAUCGUGCUUCGUCUGAAGCUGCUGCUGCUUUCGGAAAUGGGGCUAUGUUCAUUGAGAAAUUUAUUGAGAGACCAAGGCAUAUUGAAGUGCAGUUACUUGGUGACCAAGCUGGAAAUGUAGUGCAUCUUUAUGAACGUGACUGCUCGGUUCAACGUCGUCAUCAGAAGGUUGUCGAAAUUGCACCAGCGCCAAGACUGGAUCCUAAAGUUCGAGACAAGAUGACGCAGCAUGCUGUCAAAUUAGCAAAAUAUGUUAAUUAUUCUAAUGCUGGGACCGUAGAGUUCCUAGCUGACGAGACUGGCAAUUUCUAUUUUAUAGAAGUCAAUGCAAGACUCCAGGUAGAGCACACAGUUACAGAAGAGAUCACUGGAAUUGAUUUGGUCCAAUCACAAAUUCGUGUUGCUGAGGGCAUGACCCUGCCGGAACUUGGAAUGACGCAAGACAAGAUCAAGCCUCAAGGAUUCGCUAUUCAGUGUCGUGUGACAACCGAAGAUCCUGCUAAGAAUUUCCAACCGGAUACUGGAAGGAUAGAAGUCUUCCGAUCAGGAGAGGGUAUGGGUAUCCGAUUGGACAGUGCAUCUGCUUUCGCAGGCGCCAUUAUCUCACCUUACUACGAUUCUCUUCUUGUUAAGGUCAUAGCGCAUGCUGCUGAUCUUCAAUCGUCGUGUGCCAAAAUGAAUCGUGCUUUGCGCGAAUUUCGUGUGCGCGGCGUUAAGACAAAUAUACCAUUUCUACUGAACGUACUUGAGAAUCAAAAAUUCCUUAAUGGCAUUGUCGAUACUUAUUUCAUUGACGAAAAUCCACAGUUAUUCCAAUUUCAACAGAGCCAAAAUCGUGCCCAGAAACUUCUUAAUUAUUUGGGUUCAGUUUUGGUGAACGGUCCUAGCACGCCGUUGGCUACGUCACUUAAACCAGCUGAAAUAAAACCACAUAUACCUCAGAUUGCGAUAGACUUUGCUAAGCUUGCAGCAGCCGAAGAUGCCAAUGACGUAGACGCUGCAAGUGUUCUGGAACCACCAAAGGGUCUACGUCAUAUCCUGAAGGAACAGGGUCCUGAAGCUUUUGCUAAAGCUGUGCGUGCACAUAAAGGACUCCUACUCAUGGAUACGACGUUCCGUGAUGCUCAUCAAUCUCUCCUGGCGACACGCGUCAGGUCCCACGACCUACUUCAGAUUUCGCCAUACGUUACUCACAAAUUCAACAAUCUCUAUUCCAUGGAAAAUUGGGGUGGAGCUACCUUCGACGUCGCCCUGAGAUUCCUUCACGAGUGUCCUUGGGAACGACUAGAGGAUAUGCGCAAGGCAAUUCCUAAUAUUCCCUUCCAGAUGCUUCUGCGUGGUGCUAACGCAGUGGGAUACACUAAUUAUCCUGACAACGUCGUGUAUAAAUUCUGUGAGCUAGCUGUACAGUCAGGAAUGGACGUUUUCAGGGUAUUUGACUCUCUGAAUUACCUUCCCAAUCUAAUCCUUGGAAUGGAAGCUGCUGGUAAGGCUGGUGGUGUAGUGGAAGCAGCAAUUUCCUAUACUGGAGAUGUCAGCGACCCAAAUCGUACCAAGUAUAAUCUUAAAUAUUACACCGAUUUGGCUGAUGAACUUGUAAAGGCUGGUACUCAUGUCCUGUGUAUUAAGGACAUGGCUGGUCUCUUAAAACCAGAGGCGGCUGGAUUACUAAUCGAUGCUAUAAGACAGAAACAGCCUGACGUUCCUAUUCAUAUUCAUACGCAUGACACUGCUGGAGCUGGUGUCGCAUCUAUGUUAGCUUGUGCCAAAAGCGGUGCUGAUGUCGUGGAUGUUGCUGUGGAUAGUAUGUCUGGAAUGACCAGUCAGCCAUCCAUGGGAGCAAUUGUUGCUUCUCUUCAAGGAACGCAGUACGACACGAAAUUAGAUCUAGCUGACAUCUCUGAAUAUUCUGCCUACUGGGAACAAACUAGAACACUGUACGGUCCAUUUGAAUGUACAACGACAAUGAGAUCCGGAAAUGCAGACGUGUACCUGAAUGAAAUACCUGGUGGCCAGUAUACCAAUCUACAAUUCCAAGCAUAUUCCUUAGGUCUAGGCGAGUUCUUUGAAGAUGUUAAGAAAGCGUACCGGGAGGCUAAUCUUCUUCUUGGUGAUAUAAUCAAGGUCACACCAAGCUCAAAGGUCGUGGGUGACUUUGCACAAUUUAUGGUUCAGAAUAAACUCACGGCCGACGACGUACUGAAAAAAGCUGAGGAAUUGUCCUUCCCUAAAUCCGUCGUCGAGUUCCUUCAAGGUGCCAUUGGUGAACCUUAUGGAGGUUUCCCUGAGCCAUUGAGAUCUAAAGUUCUGAAGGAUAUGCCACGUGUAAAGGGAAGGCCAGGUGCUAGUCUGAAACCUCUCGACUUCAAAGCCCUCAAAGAACAGCUCAAGGAAUCUCAUCCUGGUGUCACGGAUAAGGACGUCAUGUCAGCAGCGUUAUAUCCUGAGGUGACGAACGACUUUCUAAACUUCAAGGAAACGUAUGGUCCUGUCGACAAACUCGAAACCAGGAUAUUCCUGACUGGACCUAAGGUGGGUGAAGAGUUCGAGGUGACUAUUGAGAAAGGAAAGACUUUGGGCAUCAAGACACUUGCCAUGGCUGAAGAUUUGACCCCGAAUGGCGAACGAGAAGUCUUCUUCGAGAUGAAUGGUCAGCUCAGGUCCGUCUUCAUCAAGGACAAGGAAGCUGUCAAGGAAUUACACAUUCAUCCCAAAGCCGCCAAAGGUGAUAAAAAUCAAGUAGGAGCACCUAUGCCGGGUACAGUCAUUGACAUCAGAGUGAAGGUCGGCGAUACUGUGGAAAAGGGAGCAGCCCUGGUAGUUUUAUCAGCUAUGAAAAUGGAAAUGGUUGUUCAGGCACCUAAAGCAGGAAAGAUCAAAACCCUUGACAUUACUCAGGGAAUGAAAUUAGAGGGUGAUGACCUUCUCUUGACUAUCGAGUAAAACUUGUAAAAAGAUAACAAGAUAUUUUGUAUAAGUCGAGCUAGUCUCGUGGAUGAACUAAGCUACUUCAAUCAAACGUGUUUGCUUACCAUGAAGUAUAAAAAAAGUGAUGAAACUUCAACGGUAAUUGAAAUAGUCACCUUGUCAUCAGGAUAUUUUUAUUUUUAUUGAUGUUACAAACUGGAUAAUGAUACUCUUACAGGGUAAAUAUUUUAUUUGUGUACAUUAAAGUAGCUUGGGACAAUGCUGAAGGUGCUACUACUCAAAGUUCAAUUCGUUAUAGCAUACUGCCAAUGAUAGAUUAUCGUCGAACAAUGUAAAAUCAUUGUAUCAUGAAUUGAUAUAAUCUCGAUACGGAUCGUAUGUACAUCUUGACAUCUAGCGUAACCAUAACGAUACGGGAUUACUUAUAUCAAUUAAUUUUUCAAGUGCCCUAGGAUCGAUCGAUUGCCAUGUUAAUUGAGUUUGCUAAUUGUGAGAGUCUUAAGAAUGAUCUAGGCUCGUUAAGUCAGAUGAUCGAUCGAUCCUAAAUUAAAAACUUGUUAUUAUCGAAACACUCGUGUCAUCUGCAAUUAUUGUAAACAAAAAUUCGGAUAAAAGCACAGCUGCCUCGAGUGCUUUGAUUCGUUGACACAAAUGCAUGACGUACACAAAUAAUUCGCAAUUAUCAUCAGUUAAACAGCGUUUAUUUUAGCGGGAUGAGCCAAACGAGAGGGCUUAAUUUUCGUCUCUUCAUCUUUUAGGAAUUUUUAUUUUGUAGAUAUAUUUUAAUUUGAACCGCGUUCUUUCUGCGGGCAAAUUCUUUUCGAGAGAAUUUUUCCUUCCGAUGAAUAAUCAUUCUUGAUGUUAAUUAUCGUUUGAUAGCUUUAUGUAAUGUAUAUGUAUAUUGCAUUGAUCGUUAAUUAAUUUUAAGCAUUGGGUUCAUUUUAUAAUUGUAUAUAGCUGAAUCGGCUUACCCUAUUGUAUGUGAAAAUUGUUAUUUACAUUUAUUUAAGGAAUUUACAUCGCCUGGUCAAACUCAAGGAACAUAAACCAUAGCCAGUUGAUAUCGCGGUUUUUGCGAUAUUAAUAUAUUAUAUUAUCACUGUACAUUCAUACGAUGUCUAUUAGAUAUAUUUAUAUAGAAGCCAGUCUUCGAAUAAAAUCUCAUUUACUUAUAAAAA
Molecule: messenger RNA, 5138 nt
Organism: Cephus cinctus (wheat stem sawfly)
Lineage: Eukaryota; Metazoa; Arthropoda; Insecta; Hymenoptera; Cephidae
Gene: PCB
Product: pyruvate carboxylase, mitochondrial
Exons: 12
Coding region: 382-3975 (1197 amino acids)
Biological process (GO): gluconeogenesis; pyruvate metabolic process
Cellular component (GO): cytoplasm
Molecular function (GO): pyruvate carboxylase activity; ATP binding; metal ion binding
Source: RefSeq, a predicted model, not a curated record